Vitis vinifera (wine grape) is the source of this 1935-nucleotide messenger RNA. RefSeq lists its product as uncharacterized. Lineage: Eukaryota; Viridiplantae; Streptophyta; Magnoliopsida; Vitales; Vitaceae. Gene Ontology annotation, molecular function: protein binding. The transcript is spliced from 10 exons. The record is from RefSeq and is a predicted model, not a curated record. The coding region runs from base 316 to 1644 and encodes 442 amino acids.
CAUACCACAAAACUUGAGGCACAACGCCCACGGCUGGGCCAAGGAGAACCAAUUUGAUGGUUUCUCAUGAAUAAUAAAGGAAAGGCUGUCCCCAUUCGUCACAUUUCUUAACAAAAUCAGUGGAUAAACAUCACCUUUCUUCCCAAAAGCUCAACCCCUGCCUUUUUUUUUUUUUUCCUUUUUUCUCCCUUUUUCUUCUGCCCCAUUUUUUUUUUAAAUUUUAUUUCUACAUAUAUUAUUAAGAUGAAAAUUGGUAUGAGAUGUUAAGAAUUGCAGACCCAAGAAGCUCUUUAUCAAACAGUUCUCUGGCAGAACAUGUCCCAUCACCAAGGAGAUUACAUGGCAGAUGAAUACAAAAUGGAAGAUGUAGAUGAUUUGGAUGAAGAGUUCCAUGACAGAGAGAUGGGCGGCCCAGAGUCUGAGGUUGAUGUAUAUGACUACCUGAAUAGUAAAACGGCAGAUACAUGCUCUGCUCAAGCCAGGAGAGGAAAAGACAUACAAGGAAUUCCUUGGGAAAGGCUUACCAUCACUAGAGAGAAGUACAGGCAAACUAGGGUAGAACAAUACAAAAACUAUGAAAACAUUCCUCGAUCUGGAGAUGGUUCAGCAAAGGAAUGCAAAGUUACCAAGAAAGGGGGAUUGUUUUAUGAGUUCAAACACAAUGCAAGAUCUGUGAAAUCAACAAUUCUUCAUUUCCAGUUGAGGAACUUAGUCUGGGCUACAUCAAAACAUGAUGUAUAUCUUAUGUCGCAUUUCUCUGUCAUUCAUUGGUCUUCAUUGACUUGCAACAUGUCUGAAGUUCUCAAUGUUUCAGGGCAUGUGGCACCAUGUGAGAAACACCCUGGGAGUCUGUUGGAAGGAUUUACACAGACGCAAGUUAGUACGCUUGCAGUAAAAGAUAAGUUGCUAGUUGCUGGAGGGUUUCAGGGAGAACUUAUUUGCAAGUAUCUAGAUCGACCUGGAGUUAGUUUCUGUUCCAGGAUAACUUAUGACGAUAAUGCAAUCACCAAUGCUAUUGAGAUUUAUGCCAGUUCCAGUGGUGCAGUUCACUUCAUUGCCUCAAGUAAUGACUGUGGAGUUAGAGACUUUGAUAUGGAAGAUUUUCAACUUUCUAAGCACUUUCAUUUUCCUUGGCCAGUGAAUCAUACUUCCCUGAGCCCUGAUGGUAAGCUUCUUAUAAUUGUUGGGGACAAUCCGAAUGGAAUGUUAGUGGACUCCAAAACUGGAAAGACAGUCAUGCCAUUGUGUGGGCACUUGGAUUAUUCAUUUGCAUCGGCAUGGAACCCUGAUGGUGUAACUUUUGCCACUGGGAACCAGGACAAAACCUGCCGAAUUUGGGAUGCCCGAUAUCUAUCCAAGUCGGUUGCUGUUCUGAAGGGCAACCUUGGAGCCAUACGCUCAAUCCGCUACACCUCAGAUGGUCGGUUCAUGGCAAUGGCAGAGCCUGCAGACUUUGUGCAUGUGUAUGAUGUGAAAAAUGGAUAUGAGAAGAAGCAGGAAAUCGAUUUCUUUGGUGAGGUUUCAGGCAUAUGUUUCAGCCCAGAUACAGAAUCGCUUUUCAUUGGAGUGUGGGAUCGUACAUAUGGUAGCCUAAUGGAGUACAACAGAUGUAGGAAUUACGCGUACCUUGAUUCCCUGAUUUGAUUCAAAUGUAGAGUGUACAAGUGAAUGAGUGUGGUUGAGAGCUCUAGGAUGCAAAGAAAUGCAGCAACAAUCGAACAUGGAGGAUGAGGGGGAAGAGGGUCCAGGUGUAAAUGUGACUGUGAUGUGUAGUUGUAGGUUAUAUUGGUGGUUAUCUCAGUGUGUGUAGGGGUGGAUGUAUGCAAGGGUGGGAAGGAUUUCUCAUGGGAACAGAACUAGAAGUUGUCAGGGUGCUGCCAGAUUUUAGAUCUCAGGUGCUUUGACUGUAUAUAUAUAUAUAUGGUAAACUUUUGA